This is a messenger RNA of Rotaria socialis, 1713 nucleotides long. NCBI's taxonomy places the organism in Eukaryota, Metazoa, Rotifera, Eurotatoria, Philodinida, Philodinidae. The record is from the annotation of a GenBank genome assembly.
AUGAACAAUUAUCCUUCUCAAAAACUCUCCUCUACGUAUGCAUAUCCAGUUAGCCGUCAAUAUUCUCUACCACCUAAUUAUUAUUCUUAUACUGAAUAUCCGCCAUCAUCGUCAUUGUUAUCGCCAAUGUCAUAUAUUUCACUUGCGCACGAUCGAUAUUCUUCAUCAUUUAAAUAUUACAACGACGAUAAUACUUAUUUGCCUGAGUAUCAUCGUUCGUCUCGUCAUGCUCGCCCCUCUGAUCAUUGGCAAUAUGCUAAUAAUCAAACUUUGAAUAGAGCGCGUAAUAUUUCAAGUCAAUCACAACAUGAACAAGCUUCAGUAUCAAAUGAAGAUGCAUUUAGUUCAUCAAUCGGACAGCAAGAAAAUGCUGAUUAUUCAGCAAGAAUUAAUACUAUGAUUGAAAAUGCAAUUCAUGAACCAAAUAUUCUCAGACGUGAUAUUAAACCAGCAUUCAACAGUCCAUACAAACCAUUGAAUUCAGUAGAGUUUCUAACUAAAACACAGUCAGAAAUUCGGCAAGAAUUUCGUAAAUUGUCAAAUCCAUCUGCUAAAGAUACGCAUGCAGCAAAAGACGAAAGAAAUCUUGACAAAUCUCGUUAUCGGGAUGUUUUACCAGGUGAAGCAACUCGUGUUAAACUUCAACCUGAUGAUGAUGGCGAUAGAAAUGAUUUUAUUAAUGCUAACUAUGUUAGUGGAUAUCAUGAUCAAGAAAAAGCCUAUAUUUUUACUCAAGGGCCCCUUCAAACGACAUUGAAAGAUUUUUGGCGUAUGAUUUGGCAAGAAAAUAUAUCUAUUGUUGUUAUGACAACAAAUGUUCGUGAAUCCGGUACAGUGAAAUGUUAUCCAUACUGGCCAGACCAAACUAAAGAUGUCAUCAAUGCUGGCUUGUAUCAAGUUCAAAAUGAAAAAUCAGACAAAUAUGACAGUUUUGUAAUAACAACAUUAGUAUUAAGAAAAAAGAAUCAUCCCAAUGAGCGAAUUAUUUAUCAUGCACAUUAUCGUAAAUGGCCUGAUCAUGGUAUACCAUCAAAUACAAAAGAUGCUUUAUUAUUUCUUGACAAGGUUGAAGAUUAUCGACAAAUAACAGCAACCAAAGCACCAAUACUUCUGCAUUGUUCAGCGGGCAUUGGACGUACAGGAACAUUUUGCGCAAUAGAUAUUGAAAUAAAAAGAUAUUUAGAAAAGAAGAUUAUCGAUAUUCCAUCAACAGUAUAUAAAAUGAGAACAGAACGUGCUGGAAGUGUACAAACAGAAGACCAAUAUUUAUUUGCUUAUUUAGCUUUGAUGGAUUACAUUAAACAAUACCAAGCAGCACAAGAAAGAAUUACUGGAUCAAUUAAAUCGUCUGACACCGAGUUAAUUGAUCAAACCGGUCGAACAAAAUUAAAAGAUGAUAUUGGUUCAAAUGAACUCGAUGAUCAUAAACAGAAAAUAACGCGUUCAAAAAACAAUAGAAAAAAGUUUAAUGAUUUGGAACAAAUCAACACUCUGCCGACAACGAGUUCUGAUAGAACUACCAAUUUACGCGAAUCUACAUCGUACCGAGGUAAAACAUUAAGUGAUUCAUGUGUCGCAGCAGUUCAAUAUUUCACACCAACGGCAGCAGUCAUGCAAAAUGAAUCUAGCCGACAACGAUCUGUAACAGAAAAUAUUUCGUCAUCGACGCCAACUACGACUGGCAAUGUAUAUCAUAAGAAAAUUCGUAAAUAG